Molecule: messenger RNA, 1926 nt
Organism: Eufriesea mexicana
Lineage: Eukaryota; Metazoa; Arthropoda; Insecta; Hymenoptera; Apidae
Product: organic cation transporter protein
Exons: 8
Coding region: 1-1926 (641 amino acids)
Biological process (GO): transmembrane transport
Cellular component (GO): membrane
Molecular function (GO): transmembrane transporter activity
Source: RefSeq, a predicted model, not a curated record
AUGCCACCCCAGGAAAAGUUCGAAACGCCUGUGCACCUGAAUGACGAUCGAGAUAGCAGCGUGGCGAAUUGCCAGAACUCGAUGAACCUCCGAGUUCCAGAGGCUGAUAGGAGAAGCGUCAAAGAGGAAACGAAAGAUGUGGAUUUCGACGAUUUGUUACCCUAUGUCGGGGAAUUUGGCCUUUAUCAGAAGAUAUUGUUCGUUCUGAUGAUCCCUUUCGCUUCGUUCGUCGCGUGGGUUUACUUCUCGCAGAUCUUCAUCACCCUGAUACCGGAUGAGUACUGGUGCCGGGUACCGGAACUGGAGAACCUUACAGUCGGCGAAAGGCUCUCGCUGGCCAUACCCGUAGACCGCGAAGGUUACUCGAAAUGCAGCAUGUACGAUGUAAAUUACACGGAGAUCCUGCUAAAUGGAAGCCACGUGCCGGACCCAUUGUGGCCGACGAAAGCUUGCCAACAUGGAUGGGAGUUUAAUUACAGCAUCGUCCCUUAUGCAACUGUGGCGACCGAGCUAGAAUGGGUUUGUCAGUACGACGCUUUGCCAACUGUGGCACAGAGUAUAUUCUUCAUUGGGGCUAUCUUCGGGGGAUUGAUCUUUGGAUGGAUCGCUGACCAAUAUGGAAGAAUACCAGCCUUGAUUGGAUCUAAUCUAAUGGGCUUUCUCGCUGGGGUUGCCACUGCGUUCACCACUACCUUCUGGCAGUUCGCAUUGUGUCGCUUCUUUGUUGGAUUUGCCUUCGACAAUUGCUUCACCAUGAUGUACAUAUUGGUAUUAGAAUACGUCGGACCAAAAUGGCGAACAUUCGUGGCGAACAUGUCGAUAGCCAUGUUCUUCACAUUCGCGACCUGCGUUCUACCAUGGAUCGCGUAUUUUUUGGCGGAUUGGAGGAUGACGUGCAUCGCUACCUCGGUCCCUCUUGUCCUUGCCGUGGCAACGCCAUGGUUGAUACCGGAAAGCGCCCGAUGGCUGGUGAGCCAAGGUCAGGUGGACAAGGCUAUCGAGAUUCUGGGCAAGUUCGAGAAAAUAAACGGCACUAAGGUUCCUGAUGACGUCUACAAACAGUUCCGGGAGACCUGUGCUAGGAUAUGCAAAGAGGAAGAGGCGGACAAGACUUAUUCCGUGUUGGAUUUAUUCAGAACCCCACGACUGAGGAAUAUCACCGUUCUGUUUAUCGUAAUUUGGAUGGCGAUUUCUUUGGUGUUCGAUGGGCACGUACGAAAUGUCGAUAAUUUAGGUUUGAACGUGUUUAUCACAUUCACGAUUGCUGCAGCAACCGAGCUGCCUGCUGACACGUUCCUCACGAUUGUUCUUGAUCGAUGGGGUAGAAGAUGGCUGGCCUGCGGGUCCCUUGUCAUUUCCGGUAUCUUCAGUAUCUGGGCCUCUGCAGUCUCCAAUAAUAUUUACACAGCCACUUUGGCAAUUCUGGGUCGAUUUUGGAUAAACAUUUCUUACAACAUUGGCCUGCAGUAUGCGGCUGAAGUGUUGCCAACUGUAGUUAGGGCUCAGGGUGUAGCUUUGAUACACAUAAUGGGAUACGUUGCUAGUAUUCUCGCGCCGUUUGUGGUGUAUCUCGAUGUCGUUUCACCGAUUUUACCUCUGCUCGUGUUGGGGAUACUUGGAAUCAUGGGCGGUCUUGUGACUCUGUUUCUACCGGAAACGCUGAAUCAAGAUCUUCCUCAGACGCUGCAGGACGGGGAGGACUUCGGCAAGGAUCAGAAGAUGUGGGAAGCUCCUUGUUUCGGAAGGAAACGCGAUGACGAGGAAGUACCACCGGUUGCCAUGUUCAGAUCCUUCUCAAGAUACAGCGCGAGGAACUCGAUGAGAGCUUCUCUCCGUGGCGAAACUCUAAAGAGCAGUAUGAUACGAAGAUCAAGCAUGAAAUCGAAGAAAAGCGGGAAUUCGACCACAGAGGUGGAAAGAUUGUAG